Glycine soja is the source of this 393-nucleotide messenger RNA. RefSeq lists its product as uncharacterized. Gene Ontology annotation, molecular function: nucleic acid binding. Gene Ontology annotation, biological process: DNA integration. Lineage: Eukaryota; Viridiplantae; Streptophyta; Magnoliopsida; Fabales; Fabaceae. The record is from RefSeq and is a predicted model, not a curated record. The transcript is spliced from 2 exons. The coding region runs from base 1 to 393 and encodes 130 amino acids.
AUGGAAGUGGAAAUCUUUGAUUGCUGGGGAAUUGAUUUCAUAGGUCCUCUUCCUCCAUCUUUUGGAAAUGAAUACAUUCUUAUAGCUGUGGAUUAUGUCUCCAAGUGGGUUGAAGCAGUGACAGCUCCAAAGAAUGAUGCUAAAACUAUGGUAAAGUUUCUGAAGAAAAAUAUUUUUGCUCGCUUUGGAGUGCCUAGAGUCCUAAUGGCCUCCAGGAAGAGGAAAUCCAUUGCCUCCCGGCCCCGGGAGCCUUACGAUACUACCAGAUUCAUCUCUAAGGCUGCCUGGGAGAGGUAUUCCCAGAACGUUCACUCCCGGAACAUCCUUCCGAAGAAGAACAUUGUUCUCUACGUCACAAAGUAUGACGAGUUUCGCCAGGAGUGCGAGAGGUGA